Messenger RNA from Arctia plantaginis, 1017 nucleotides. Lineage: Eukaryota; Metazoa; Arthropoda; Insecta; Lepidoptera; Erebidae. The record is from the annotation of a GenBank genome assembly.
AUGGCCGCAUCGCGUGCAACUCUCGUUGCGCUCGUGUGCGCACUCGCGAUUACUUCAGCCGAACAUAACCCACUGCUCAGCGAUGAGUUUAUCGCUCAUAUCAACUUAAAACAAAAUUCUUGGACAGCUGGACGUUCAUUUCCACUUAAUACGCCUAUGAAACAUAUUAAUAAACUAAUGGGUGUUUUGAAAGAUAAUCACAUUACGAAACUACCAAAGGUGGAACACAGCGCUGAAUUAAUUGCAAGCCUACCGGAAAACUUUGAUCCAAGAGACAAAUGGCCAGACUGUCCUACUUUAAAUGAAAUCAGGGAUCAAGGUUCUUGUGGCAGUUGCUGGGCGUUUGGUGCAGUGGAAGCGAUGACUGAUCGUUUUUGUACGUACUCAAAUGGUUCUAAACAUUUCCAUUUUUCUGCGGAAGAUCUUCUAAGUUGUUGCCCUGUUUGCGGUCUUGGUUGUAAUGGAGGAAUACCGUCGCUGGCUUGGGAGUACUGGAAGCACUUCGGCCUCGUAUCUGGUGGCAGUUAUAAUUCAAGUCAAGGUUGUAGUCCGUACGAAAUACCUCCCUGCGAACACCACGUACCUGGUAAUAGGAUGCCGUGCAGCGGAGAUGACAAGACUCCAAAAUGCCACAGGACUUGCGAAGCCAGUUAUAACGUAGACUAUAAAAAAGAUAAACGCUACGGCAAACACGUGUAUUCUGUGUCUGCUAAAGAAGAUCACAUUAAAGCGGAAUUGUUCAAGAACGGACCCGUGGAAGGUGCGUUUACUGUAUAUGCUGAUUUACUUAAUUAUAAGACAGGUGUCUAUAAACACACGGCUGGUGAUGCUCUUGGCGGUCAUGCAAUAAAGAUCCUUGGUUGGGGUGUUGAGAAUGGUAACAAAUACUGGCUUAUUGCUAACUCCUGGAACAGCGAUUGGGGAGCCAAUGGUUUCUUUAAAAUCCUUCGUGGGGAAGAUCACUGUGGCAUAGAAAGUUCUAUUAUAGCUGGGGAACCUCUUUACUCUUCUAAUUAA